Pogona vitticeps (central bearded dragon) is the source of this 2097-nucleotide messenger RNA. The record is from RefSeq and is a predicted model, not a curated record. NCBI's taxonomy places the organism in Eukaryota, Metazoa, Chordata, Lepidosauria, Squamata, Agamidae.
UUUAAAAAACCAUAACAAACAACAAUAACAACAACAGCAAGCAAAACCCCAAGGCUAGAACAUUUAAAGCAAGCAAAAGUUCCCCCCGGGGGAAGCUGGAAGAAGUUUGCAAUUGAAUUGCAAAAGACUGGUGGUGUUUGCAAAGGUGGGGAGUGGAGUGGAGAGCUGCUGCUGCUGCUGCGGGUUAAUUGCACAUUGAAGUGGAAAAUUUUCCGGAGUCAGCAGAAACAUUGUAUCCAAAAAAGACAAAGUCGCAGUUCCAACCAAACGAGGAGCUUGUCCCUGGAAAACUUCCUUUCGAUUUAUUCCCUGAAAGCUUCCAGGCUGAGGCUUGGAAAACCCAGCCGUCACCAUUGAGCCCAGCAGCUGGAGCGGCAGCGAGAGUCCUGCCGAGGACAUAGAAAGAAUGAGCGAUUCUGCAGAUAAACCUAUUGAUAACGACGCAGAAGGUGUCUGGAGUCCAGAUAUUGAGCAGAGCUUUCAGGAGGCACUAGCUAUCUAUCCCCCAUGUGGAAGGAGGAAAAUCAUACUGUCAGAUGAAGGCAAAAUGUAUGGUAGGAAUGAACUGAUAGCCAGAUAUAUCAAACUUAGAACAGGAAAGACACGGACCAGGAAGCAGGUGUCUAGUCAUAUACAGGUCUUAGCAAGGAAGAAAGUUCGAGAAAUUCAAGCCGCCAUUAAGGUGUCUAGUCACAUUCAGGUUCUUGCAAGAAGGAAAUCUCGUGAUUUUCAUUCCAAGCUGAAGGUAACAAGCAUGGAUCAGACUGCAAAGGACAAAGCACUCCAGCACAUGGCAGCCAUGUCAUCAGCUCAAAUAGUAUCUGCAACAGCGAUUCACAAUAAGUUGGGCCUGCCAGGAAUUCCCCGUCCUACGUUUCCUGGAGCACCUGGAUUUUGGCCAGGGAUGAUACAAACGGGGCAGCCUGGAUCUUCACAAGACAUAAAGCCAUUUGUUCAGCAGGCCUACCCUAUACAGCCAACUGUCACAACUCCCAUUUCAGGGUUUGAGCCUGCCUCAGCUCCGGCACCCUCAGUUCCUGCUUGGCAAGGUCGAUCUAUUGGAACAACUAAACUUAGAUUGGUGGAAUUUUCAGCUUUUCUUGAACAACAAAGAGACCCAGAUUCUUAUAACAAACACCUCUUCGUACAUAUUGGGCAUGCCAACCAUUCUUACAGUGAUCCAUUGCUGGAAUCAGUGGACAUUCGUCAGAUUUAUGACAAAUUCCCUGAAAAGAAAGGUGGUUUGAAGGAGCUGUUUGGAAAAGGGCCUCAGAAUGCCUUCUUCCUAGUAAAGUUUUGGGCAGACUUAAAUUGCAACAUCCAAGAUGAAACAGGAGCAUUCUAUGGUGUAACUAGUCAGUAUGAAAGCUCAGAAAAUAUGACAAUCACCUGUUCUACCAAAGUCUGCUCAUUUGGGAAGCAAGUGGUAGAAAAAGUAGAGACUGAAUAUGCACGGUUUGAGAAUGGCCGGUUUGUGUUUAGAAUAAACCGCUCCCCAAUGUGUGAAUAUAUGAUCAAUUUCAUCCACAAGCUCAAGCAUUUACCGGAGAAAUAUAUGAUGAACAGUGUGUUGGAAAACUUCACUAUUUUAUUGGUUGUAACAAACAGGGACACACAAGAAACCCUACUUUGCAUGGCUUGUGUAUUUGAAGUUUCAAACAGCGAACAUGGUGCACAGCAUCACAUCUACAGGCUUGUGAAGGACUGAACAAUUAUUUAUAGACACAUUUCAUUAUAACUCCUUAUAAAAAACACAAGACUGUCAACCUCAACACUAAGUGGCAGUUCCUCUGGCUGAGCUUUCCUCAACAUUUUUUUUCUAAACCUCGUUUUAGUGUGUCAGUUAUAUAUUAUAGCUGUGAAAUUCUGGUACAGUUGUACAAAUUCUUUCUAAAAGUGUUCUUCAGUUUUAUUUUUUAAAAAACACAGUUCUUUAAGGAGACUAUAUUUAAAAUUUUCAGGACCUUUGUGGAAGUUUUAAUUUUUAUUAUUGUGUUGGAAAAAUAUAAGACAGAGCAUUUGCCAUGGGAAAACGUAACAGCAAUUAUAAGAGUUUAUGAGGUGUUUGUCUGAAUUAAUAAAAAUGUGUUUUUAAGA